AUGUAUGAUGAUGAAACUAUUGAUAAUGACAACAACGAUGAAGAACACUUUCAAAUUCAAUCAGUUGAAGACGACAAAAAAUAUGUACUCGUUAACACACGAAUUGAUUAUCAAUAUCGCUCCGAUAAUCUCAACAGAAUGUGCUUAUAUGACUUUGUUAGCAUAUUCUAUAAGAAAAAAAUGAAUUCUACAGAUCUGAAAUAUUUAUCAAAGAUAGCGGGAUCAAUAGAAGAAAAAAUUACCCAAAAAGGUCGACCACCUAAUGAACGAUUUCUUUUUCAAAAACAGCAUCCUCAGGCUACAACAUAUUUAAUGAUGAAAUACAGUGAACCUCAUGUGCCUGUUCUCUAUGGUCCUCAGAUACCUCGACAAGAUCGUGAUGAUACUCGAGAACGAUAUUGUCGGGCUAUGCUCACACUUUUCGUACCCUGGCGUACUGUGACUGAUCUUUGUGACAUCAGUCAGACAUGGGAAGAUGCAUUUAAAUGUCGACAACAUCUUAUUUUGAGUAAUUCGUGGACAAUAAUAGAAAACAUUCAACUUUUGCAUGAAUGUAAAAAGGACCGCGAUGAUCAUUUACUUCAAGUUAUCGCCGAAGCACAGACCGACAAUGGCUUAGUCGAUCCUGUACUGAUACCGACUAAUCAAGUCGAUGGUGAAUAUGGCACUGAUGAUAGUGACGAUUUACUUGAAUUAUUAGGUAAUUUGGAUGAAAACACAGUUGCUAUGUUCAAUGCUACAAAAAACUCAACAGAAAACAAAUAUGUUGAAGAAACAAUCGAAGCAGUCAAGAAUGUCGGAAGAUUUAACAGUGUGAACAGUAAGUAUUAUUUGAAUGUGAUCUGUAGGUUCGACAGUAAUCGUAAAAAAUUUGUUGCAGCAUAUGGCCAAUAUUCUUUACAUGAACAGAGCGAUCAUAUCGAUCAAUCAUUGGUACCAUUCAUUUCUGCAACACCUAAUCUUGUUCGGUUAAAUACAAAGUGGCAAGAACAGCUGAAAACUGAGAAAGAACAGAUUAGAAGAGGUUUGAUUACGGGCAACUUUGACAAAGACAAUGAUGAUAUGUUGAAUUUGGAUACUGCAAGAAGUGCUGUUGCCACUGUAGUGACUCUAAACAAUAUGAAUAUUAAUACGAAGAUAUGCGAAAACUAUGGUUCGAUUCCUCCAGUAAUAUCAGUCAAAGCGAACUCUUGUACUCAGAAGAGUGUUGCCGAUGAAUUUACACUGAACCGAGAACAACGGGCGGCAUUUAUGAUUAUAACAGGUCAUCUUGAUGGUGAUAGCCGUUGUCGUACAGGUAAUCUUUAUAAAAGUAGUCGUCAUAUAUUGAAGUACAUUAUAUUUUUAGGUGACAAUAAUGGUCAGCUUUUAAUGUGCGUACCUGGAUGUGGUGGUACAGGCAAAUCACAAUUGAUUCGUGCCCUUACCAAAUACUUUUUAGUUACAAAAAGAAUACAAAUGAUACGGAAGUUAGCACCUACUGGUAUUGCUGCUGCUGAAAUCGAUGGCAUGACCGUCCAUUCAUUUUUGGGUGAACAGCGUAACUCAGGAAAGGCGCGUACGAUUAAACCAGGCGAUUCAAAACUCGAGAAAGAAUGGGCUCUCGUUGAAUACCUCGUAAUUGAUGAGAUGAGUAUGGUUGGUUUAAUUCUACUUGCGAAACUCAACCGAAUUAUAUGUGCUGCAAAACAUACUGACCCUCAAGUUCCAUUUGGUGGUGUAAAUGUCAUCUUCUUCGGCGAUUACUUACAAUAUCGACCUGUGUAUGAUGUACCCCUACAUACAGAUUUCUCUUUACCGGUCAAAAGUAAAUCGAACAAGAUACCAACUGAAAAACAAAUCCAACAACGUGUUGCACGUUCUUUAAUUCUUCAAAUCAAUUGUGUGGUCAAACUUACACAACAGAUGAGAACAGAAGAUCUACGUUAUCUUCAGCUACUCGAACGACUUCGUCAUGGAGAAUGUAACUACGAUGACUACGAAUUAUUGUUAACACGAGUAGUGGGUCAAUCUUCCGUACCCUUGUUAAGUGAUUCACCAUGGAAUAAAGCUCCGAUUCUCGUAUUUCGUAAUGAAGUACGAACGCAAUUAAACCAUAAGGCAGUUAAUCACAAAGCAGAACAAGUGGGACAAACACCUAUAAUAUGCGUUGCCCAAGACACCUGCAAAAGCAAACCAAUUGAAGAUCGAGCACUGAUUAAAAAAUUAUUAGAAUUAUCUGAUAGCAAAACGGAGCAUCUACCAGGUCUAUUACCUCUUGUUCCUGGAAUGCCUGUAAUUUUAACGCAAAAUAUUGCAAUUGAAUUGGGGCUUAUCAAUGAGUGCACGAUAUGUCCAUCGACCUUUGUACGCCUUGGUGGAAAUUACCAAAUCANAUACUGGAAUGCUAAUGGAGGUGAUAAAAAAACGUGCCGAAUGCGUAUGCCGCGUAAAUUAGUAUCCAAUUCAACAAUUGAUCCUGCUACUGGGAAUAUUUGUAUGCGACGAUCCGAUCCUUGGAUCAAUAAUUUUAAUGAAUAUCUCAUCGCAGCUUGCCGCUCAAAUAUGGACAUUAAAUUUAUUUGGAGUGGUAGUGAUGCAAAGGCUCUUGUUUAUUAUAUUACUGAUUAUGUGACAAAAACGAGUCUCUCGUUUCAUGAUACAUUUUCUUUGGUACAAAAAAGCAUCACAUCAGUCCAGAAUUUAUGGAAUCAAACUAAUAACGAAAGUGCAAUCGAAAAGUCUCGCAAACUCGUUCUGCGCUGUUAUAAUAUGCUUGCUUCUCAACAAGAACUAUCUGGCGUUCAAGUAGCUUCUUAUCUUAUGAAUUGGGAUGAUCACUAUACAACGCACAGAUUUCAAGAUCUCUUUUUAAUUCAAACUGAACGAUUUUUACAAGCUCAACUAAAUGAAACGCGUGCUCAACAAAAAUUGGAAACUGCAGCACAGAGUGAGUAUAGUAAUCUCUGA
Rotaria sp. Silwood2 is the source of this 2949-nucleotide messenger RNA. The record is from the annotation of a GenBank genome assembly. NCBI's taxonomy places the organism in Eukaryota, Metazoa, Rotifera, Eurotatoria, Philodinida, Philodinidae.